ACUGACACGUAGGUCAUUCCACUCCUGUAUUUUGCUCACCUGUUCGCACCUGAGCCCAGACGAACCAUAUAUUUCCACUUGUCGCCAUCGUUAGAAGUCCAUACGAGACAAUGCGACUCUUGCGCUACAGCAACAGCGAAGAGCUUACGAUUACAAACUUCGUUGACAAUAAUGCAAUCCCUCCCUAUGCUAUACUUUCGCACAGAUGGCUCGACGAUACCGAGGAGCCCACCUUCGAAGACCUGACAAAAGGCGCUGGGCAGGAAAAGCUUGGAUAUAAGAAGCUCCGGUUUUGUAUAGAACAAGCGAGACAGAAUGGCCUACAAUACUUUUGGGUGGAUACCUGUUGUAUCGACAAGGCAGAUUCCUCUGAACUCUCGCAGGCUAUCAACUCGAUGUUUCGCUGGUACCGCGACGCGACGCGAUGCUACGUGUAUCUGUCCGAUGUUUCGACGAGGAAGAGGAAAAGGAAUGUGGGCUCAAUAGACACUUGGGAAUCAGAAUUCCGGAAAAGUACGUGGUUCACUCGCGGCUGGACGCUCCAAGAGCUUCUUGCGCCGGCCUUGGUUGAAUUUUUCUCCCAGGAAGGCAAGCGACUUGGUGACAAAAGUUCGCUAAAACAACAACUUCAUGAGAUAACGGGUGUUCCCACGUCGGCACUUCAAGGAUCCCAUUUGUCGCAGUUUAGCGUCAAUGAGCGGUUCUCAUGGAUAGAACGCCGCGAGACCAAGGUCGGAGAAGAUAAAGCGUACUCACUACUCGGCAUCUUCGACGUCCGCAUAACUCUUCGCUAUGGCGAAGGGAUGGCGAGUGCGUUUAAACGACUUGAGGAAGAGAUCGACAAGCUGGGGAAAUGUGUCCAAGAUUUACGCCUCACCGAUCCCCGCCAUGACAAGAAGCGCAUUGAGGAAACCAAGGGUGGCCUACUGAAGGACUCGUACAAUUGGAUCUUCAAACACUCCGACUUUCAACAAUGGCGCAACGACCAUGAGAGUCGAUUGUUAUGGAUCAAGGGCGAUCCCGGCAAGGGCAAGACCAUGUUGCUCUGCGGCAUCAUCGACGAGCUGAAGAAGUCAGAUAUUACAACGAAUCUAGCCUACUUCUUUCUUCAGGCUACUGACUCUCGAAUCAACAACGCCACAGCCGUACUGCGAGGCCUGAUCUACUUACUCGUCGACCAGCAGCCUUCGCUCAUCUCGCAUAUUCGGAAGGAGUACGAUCACGCUGGAAAAAGCUUAUUCGAGGAUGCAAACACCUGGACUGCCUUGGUUGAGAUCAUCACAAAUAUCUUACGAGACCCGAACCUGCAUAACACCUACUUGAUUAUCGAUGCGCUCGACGAAUGCGUAACAGACUUGCAGAAACUGUUGGACUUUCUCAUCCAUACUUCUUCAGUAUCUACUCGUGUCAAGUUGAUCGUCUCUAGCCGCAACUGGCCCAACAUUAAGGAACGGCUAGAGACGGCAGGACAUAAGGUGGAGCUAUGUCUCGAGUUGAACGCAGAUUCAGUUUCUACGGCUGUUAGUAUUUACAUCAAGCACAAGACACAACAACUAGCAGAGCUAAAGAAGUACGACGAGCGCACUCGAGCGGCCGUACUACAACAUCUGACCUCCAACGGGAACGAUACCUUCCUUUGGGUGGCUUUGGUCUGCCAGAAUCUUGCGAAGAUACCACGAUGGAAGGCUCUUGCGAAACUGGAUGCGUUUCCACCUAGCCUUGAUUCUCUUUACGAGCGUAUGAUGGAGCAGAUAUCUAGUUCAGAGGACGCGGACCUCUGCAAGCAGAUACUCGCGUCAACCGCGGUCGUAUACCGACCUAUCACGCUGGAAGAACUGACAUCUCUUGUUGAGGUGCUUGAGGAUACGUCUAAUGACCCAGAGUCGUUGCGGGAUAUCGUUGGCCUUUGUGGUUCGCUUCUCACUAUUCGAGAAGGGAUUAUCUACUUUGUGCAUCAGUCCGCAAAGGACUAUUUACUCGCAAAUGCAGUCCAUUAUCUCUUUCCGUCUGGAAUAGGAGAGGCUCAUCACGUCAUCUUCUCGAGAUCACUCCAGGUCAUGUCUGGGACGCUACGACGAGACAUGUACGACUUAUAUGCACCUGGAUUCCCUAUCGAGCGGGUCAAAACGCCAGAUCCAGAUCCAUUGGUGACAUCACGCUACUCAUGCGUGUACUGGGUGGACCACAUCUGUGACUGGAGUUCCAACCCCUGUCCCGAUCACGGUGCCGACCUGCAGGAUGGAGGCGCUGUCGAUGAGUUUUUGAGAAAGAAGUACCUUUACUGGUUGGAAGCUCUCAGCCUUUGCAGAAACAUGGCUGGUGGAAUCGUUUCGAUGGGGAAACUCGAGGCUCUAAUUCAGGGAAGAGGAGGUGCAUCCUCAUUAUUCGAUUUAGUUCAUGAUAUGCGCCGAUUUAUUAUGUACCACAAGUGGUCAAUAGAGACUAGUCCUCUUCAGGCAUAUAUGUCUGCACUCUUGUUUAGUCCAGCCCGCAGUUUGACAAGAGUUCUUUUCAAAGACGAAGAGCCGAAGACGAUUGCGAUAAAGCCAGUGAUGAGCGAUGAGUGGAGCGCUUGCCUGCAGACGCUCGAGGGCCACAGCGGCUGGGUCAUGUCCGUGGCCUUCUCUCCCGACUCGGUCCGCCUCGCUUCGGCAUCGGACGACAAUACGGUCAAGAUCUGGGAUGCCGGCAGCGGCGAGUGCCUGCAGACGCUCGCGGGCCACAGCGAUUUGGUCAGGUCCGUGGCCUUCUCUCCCGACUCGGUCCGCCUCGCUUCGGCGUCGUACGACAGCACGGUUAAGAUCUGGCAUGCCGGCAGCGGUGAGUGCCUGCAGACGCUCGCGGGCCACAGCGAUGAGGUCACGUCCGUGGCCUUCUCUCCCGACUUGGUCCGCCUCGCUUCGGCGUCGGACGACACGACGGUCAAGAUCUGGCAUGCCGGCAGCGGCGAGUGUCUGCAGACGCUUGAGGGCCACAGCGGUCCGGUUAUGUCCGUGGCCUUCUCUCCCGACUCCGUCCGCCUCGCGUCGGCGUCGUUCGACAAUACGGUCAAGAUCCGGGAUGCCAGCAGCGGCGAGUGCCUGCAGACGCUCGAAGGCCACAGCGGCUGGGUCAUGUCCGUGGCCUUCUCUCCCGACUUGGGCCGGCUCGCGUCGGCGUCGUGCGACAAGACGGUCAAAAUCUGGGACGCCAGCAGCGGCGAGUGCCUACAGACGCUCUGUAUUGGCAUAGUACUCUUCAACAUAUCUUUCGAUUCUGAGAGCAUGGAUCUUCACACCAACAUUGGUACAAUUGCUUUCAAUAGAGCUCCUCAUGUGAAACUAAGUGCGACGGAUUCCCAAAGUCCUCCAUGUCAACGCGGGGCUUUGAUUUCAGAUGGAGCAUGGAUAACCUACGAUUUAGAGAACUUGGUAUGGCUGCCCUCGGAGUAUCGGCCAUCAUGUUCAGCAGUAUCUGGAAAGACGAUUGGUAUUGGAGUUGGAUCUGGAAGGGUAUUGAUAUGUAACGUUGAGGUUGAUAAAUUGGAAGGGGUUCAGUAGUAUUUGUGGAGGCAUUCAAUCAUUUCUUUACUAUCUCUUUUUCUUUUUUUCUCUAUUUCAUAGAGGGUCCUGGGCAGAGCAUAAACAUAUACCUGAAAUAUUUGCCACUCUAUAGUCGAAGCUUCUAGAAGCGACUGGAUCUAUAGUAGCAAGAGUAGUGUGG
Mytilinidion resinicola is the source of this 3702-nucleotide messenger RNA. RefSeq lists its product as uncharacterized. Bases 111 to 3539 code for a protein of 1142 amino acids. The record is from RefSeq and is a predicted model, not a curated record. The transcript has 2 exons. Lineage: Eukaryota; Fungi; Ascomycota; Dothideomycetes; Mytilinidiales; Mytilinidiaceae. Gene Ontology annotation, molecular function: protein binding.